This is a messenger RNA of Ruditapes philippinarum (Manila clam), 864 nucleotides long. RefSeq names its product MTOR-associated protein MEAK7-like. Lineage: Eukaryota; Metazoa; Mollusca; Bivalvia; Venerida; Veneridae. The transcript has 4 exons. The record is from RefSeq and is a predicted model, not a curated record. The annotation marks the transcript as partial.
AUGGGAGGUGCAGAAAGUAAAAAGAAAGAAGCUGAAAUUUUACAACUUUUCGGUGUGGAAGAAAGGCAGAAUAUUCAUAAAUUAUUUCAACACAUUUCUCCAAAUCAGUCAAUCACAGAACCAUUUCUAAAGAAACAUAUAGAAAAGUUCUUAAAUCUCGACUUAGAUGUGUUCCAUGCUGUCUGUCAUUGUGGUAUAAAUAAAGGACAAGUUCAAGACAAGCAUGUAACAGAAGUACAGUUUGCCGGGUUCCUAGCUCAAUGUCUAAAGGGUACAUACUCUGAAAAAGCAGACGUUGUCUGCCUGUUGAGUGGGCGGGAUGAUGGCUUUGUUCCAGUGAGAAAAUUGUAUCAGACAGUGAACAAUGUUAUCAAAAGUUAUCUCCACAUUAGUAAGAGUGACGCCCCUUGUAAAACAUGGAAAUCUCAAGUAUCAUCAGAAGAUGUUUCUAGACUUUCUAUUUCAUUCCUUGCACUGAACAAAUUCUGUGACAUUGACAGGGGAGUAGAAGAGAAUAGCCAGAAUGAAAUUGAUGUUGGAGGAGGAUACAAGAGCCAAGAUGAAGUUGAAGACUGGCUAUCAAAGUGUCAUAUGUUCCUGAAGAUUUUUGACAGAGUCUUUUAUCAUCUGUUUCCUGUGAUAUCGAAAGACAGUGCACAUAAUAUAAUACAGUCAUUCAUGCCAGCAGCAUCUUAUGUAGAUUGGAAUAAAACUACCACAAUAUUAGAUACAUUAUCAAUCAGUUAUAUAAACUACCACCUUCCCAGAGAGCAUCAGUCAAUAUGGCGACUUCUAUAUAGCAACAGUCUCCAUGGUGACAGCUUCGCUCAGUUGACACGCUACGUUCUUGGCAAGGGGCCAAAU